This is a messenger RNA of Bombus terrestris (buff-tailed bumblebee), 2987 nucleotides long. RefSeq lists its product as uncharacterized. NCBI's taxonomy places the organism in Eukaryota, Metazoa, Arthropoda, Insecta, Hymenoptera, Apidae. The record is from RefSeq and is a predicted model, not a curated record. The transcript has a single exon. The coding region runs from base 601 to 1521 and encodes 306 amino acids.
UGCCGAAACACCUAUCGUUUCUCUAAUCCCACCACGCCUAUUAUCUACCCAAGGCUGGCAUAGUUUCUCUCCAAUCCUAAAGGAGCAUCGAACGCUAGAUUAAGCACAGGACCUUGCACGCUCGAUCGUAUAAAAAGAGGCCCGAGGUCACGCAAAAAUUUCAUAAAAUCGUCAAAACUUCCACAGAGCCUAUUCUUUUCGAUGCAUGGCUUCUGUAGCCAUCCUAAGCGAGAGGCGAUCGUGUCGAUCGCUCGAGCGGACCGCAUGAUAUAUAAAAGAGCUCGGCUGAUUUCGUCGCGAUUACAGUAGAACCGAAAGUGUUUCCGUGAGCUGGCGUGUCCCGAACGGCAUCCAGCAAAACGACCCAGAACAACGAGAAUACUAUUAUCUAUCCAACAUGUAUAUAAUUUAAAUUGAAAUCUUCAAUUUUGGAAGAACAAUUAGAAUGUUAAAAUGAGGCUAACGUGUAUAUAAUUUAAAUUCAAUUCAUUUGAAUUCAAAAUUCAAAAUUCAAAAUUCAAAAUUCGGCAUUCAAAAUUCAAAAUUGAAAUCGAAUAAGUUUUGGAGCCAAAAUAAAUUAUUGGUCAUUUCACCAAGAAAAUGAGAAUCUUCAGAGAGUGGCAUACUAUUAAUGCAGCGUUCUGCAUAUAUGUGUACUCGACGAUCAUAAUCAGUAUCACGCAAGCUGAUAAAUUGCAUCAUGACGUUUGGGAGAGAUACGAAUCAAAAAGUAUUGAGAAGAAACAAGCUUUCAAAGAAAGCGAUGACGAACCAUCCUAUAGAACGAGCUUUCAGAAGAUGUUGAUCCCCAUAAAAGAACCACGUGUGGAUAAGAAUUUCCGAAUGUUUCGAAUGCCUUUGGAGCCAGACGCGGAGAUACUGCCGGCUCACUACACAGGUGUCAAGCCUCCCGGAGUUGAUCAUAUGGAACUGAAACACGCAGACUCUCAAAUUUCUCAAACCGUUCCCAAAAUUGAAUCUUUGAAGAAGUUUGAACAGGCCGGUAAUCAACAACUGUCUAAAAACCAAGAAUCUGCGAGUGUAACUGGUGAAAAGGGAUAUCAGAAGGCCUCUUCGUUUGAGAAAGCAUAUAAAGGUGACAGCUUGAAGAAAAAAGAGAAGACACGAUAUAUUGAAGCCGGUGGAAAGAAGAAAGUUCACGAGAAUAGGGAAAACAAUUCAGGUCAAAGGGCAGAACAGAUUGGAAGUAAGAAAGGAGGCAAACAUAAAAAGAAAGACAGCAGUCAGGUGGAUCACAAGGCAGCUGGUUAUCGUAACGUUUAUCACAAAGACGAGUAUAAGAAGAAUCAUGAUUUUUACGAUAAUGAUGAUCACGGCGGUCAUUCGAAGGAACAUGGAAGAUAUAAAGAGAAAUACGUUACUAUCGAAGGCAAAUUCAAGAAGGGUGACGCUCACGAUUUCAGCUUCGACGAAUCAGAACUUCGUAAGCGGAAAAUAUCGGGGAACUCCCAAGCUGGUGGAGAAACCAAAGGUCACAAGGCUCGGCGUAGUUACGGUUGAUUCUUUAAAAAUUGCCAGGGAUUCGCAAAGCAGGCAAACAGAAAGGUCGGUGAGAGGUUUGGCUUUGGUCAAAUGGAAGCGCGUUAACUCGCGUGCGCUUUUCACGGAGGCUGAAACCAUUUGCGUGUACAGAAAGAGCGUAGAUCUUAUUUGUUAAAAUAAAUUGAAAAUGUGUUGUGAUUCGUUGCUGCUUUAUGAAUAUGCCUGUAUUUAAUUUAUUACGCGUUAGUUUACCCUGCAAACAUAUUGAUAUUUAUAAUGCGAUAAGUCGAUAAUUGAGAGAGAUUGUAUUAUAUGUGCUAAUUAAUUGUUUAGGUAUUGCGAUAUAUUUGGGUAAUUACAACGCAAUUUGUAGAUCGAUAUUACUGUGAAGUUUCUUCAAUUUUUACAAAUUGCUACCUAUUUUGUAUGUUAAAGAUGGACCUAUAUGUUAUAUAUGAAUAUCUUUUAUAUUAUAUUAUAAAAUAUUCCACAUCGUGACAUGUUUCUUUUAAUUUGAUAUAUUUGUACAAUUAUUAAUGUACGGUUGAUGAACGUAUUUGAUUUCAUCUUCUUCAUUCUGGAUUUUAUGUUUCGUAUUUAAUUAAAAACGCUUUAUACUUGAAGGAAAUUUUUACAAGAAAGAUACUCCACGUUUAAAAACACUCGCUUUAAGAUGGAAGGAAAAUUCGUUUACAUUUGUGGAACAUAUAUUUCCGUCCAUUUCUCUUCACCUUAACCGGGAUAGCAACCUUCCUAGCGAUCUAGAAUUUCUCAUUUCGAGUGUCAUUGAUUCGACAGGCGAAUCUGGAAAUCCAAAAUACACUCUCGCAUUUGCCGCUGCUUCAUCAGGAACGUAUUGUUCAGUUUCCUUUUUUCAUCGCUGGUUUUAUUUAUAUGAUGCACGGGAUCCCCUCGUUUUACGUGUCAGCAAGCCCUUGAUUAAUGGAUAUUAAUAAUGCUCGGCAUUGUUACACCGAUAAAUUGUAAUCUUUCGGUGUAUCGGAUGAAGUGAGAAUAAAAGAGAAUAAUUGAUGCAAGCACGUUUACUUUUAUAUAUAGAUAUAUGUACAUAUAUAUAAAUAAAUAUAUAUACAUAUAGCAUUGUCUCGUUAUCUUUGUUCGAACAUACGAUAGUCUACAGUCCUCGUGUACCUGUGAAUGCUUCUAAAUUGAGUAAGCAGGUUUGUUUUCUCUUGGAAGUGUUAUUUUUAGAGAUUUAUAGCGCGUUUGGUUUAGAUCGCGAUAUAAUAACAACCAUCAUAUUUUCAUAUUAUUGAUGGAUAUUACAUAAUAUGUACUUUUAUGCUCGAACUUUUUAUGUCUUAAAGUUGCUUUCGUUUCGAGCGAAAAAAGAGCUUUCAGUGUUUCAAAAGAAUUUUCUACGUGAGAUGGAAACAAAAGAUCAGGCAUGUGAACAACGAUUCUUUCUUAUCUACCAAUAAACACGAAGUUUAUAAAAAAACUGCCUAGUUACUCUAAAAGAA